This is a messenger RNA of Diachasma alloeum, 3768 nucleotides long. RefSeq names its product phospholipase D1 (gene Pld). NCBI's taxonomy places the organism in Eukaryota, Metazoa, Arthropoda, Insecta, Hymenoptera, Braconidae. Gene Ontology annotation, biological process: cell motility; phosphatidic acid biosynthetic process; intracellular signal transduction. Gene Ontology annotation, molecular function: phosphatidylinositol binding; D-type glycerophospholipase activity. The coding region runs from base 283 to 3699 and encodes 1138 amino acids. The transcript has 5 exons. The record is from RefSeq and is a predicted model, not a curated record.
UCAGGCUGUGAAUCAGUCUGAGCGCGUAGACCUUACCAAUUAACAGCUCUCCAGUGACAAUGUGACACAAACGUCCGUGCUUCCUUAUCUCAACUUUUUUUAUCAUAGAUAGAAAUAGACACUUCGGGGGGUGAUUUUGCAUCGUUGGAAUUACUCCAGACAUAACCUUAACGUAAAACUGAGUUAUGCUGCAACAGCUGAAGACAAUAGUGCCUCUGGAUUUUUUAAAUUAUGACGAAACAUUUUUAGGCUAAAGCCAAACAACGAAAUAAACUCAUUACAAUGCCGACGGUAGCAGCCCCUGAAGAAACAAACGUAACGCUAAAUAGAGAAAUAAGUGAGGACACUGGUCUGUCCCACGACUCUGAGUACGAUGAUGAACUCGGAGUCCCAGACUCCCUCGACAUCACGAUAAUCGAGAAUGGAGAAACGAUAAAUCUCCCAGACAUAACUGAUGAUCACCUCAACAAGCACCAACGAAAAAUCAUUCCAUUCUCCUCGAUUCAUGCACCAGCAGUUAAAUUUAAGAACCCUAACACAAAUAUUUUUAUACGUGGUGAAGAGAUUCGAGUGAACAUCAUCGAAAAUGAAAGGAGUGUUACCACACACCCCAUCAACCCAAAUUUAUACACAAUUGAGUUUAAGCAUGGGCCAUUUGUUUGGACAGUUAAGAAGAGGUACAAACACAUUCAGCAUUUGCAUAACCAGUUGAAAUUGUACAGAGCUAGUCUGAAUAUUCCAUUUCCUACGAGGAGCCAUCGAGAGAGAAGGAAUAGUCUGAAGAAUUUGGAGGAGAAUAAGAAGAGGAAGUGCAGAGGAGCUUUGCCAAGAUUUCCGAACAGACCUGAUGCACUCCUCCCAUCCGAACUCGUUAGUCAUCGAAUGAAAGAAUUGGAGGAUUACUUAACUAAUUUAUUGAGGAUUGAGAUUUACAAACGUCAUGCAGAAACACUUAACUUUAUGGAACUGUCGUACCUCUCUUUCAUCGAAGACCUAGGUGGAAAAGGAAAGGAAGGAAUAAUCCUGAAACGAACAGGUUCAAGUGCGAAAGCAGGAUGCAACUUCUUUGGUCUCAUUGAAGGCAUGUGCUGCGUAAGACUCUACUACUUCUGCACAGCAUUAUGUGGCACGUGGCACCGAAGACAUCUGGUGGUCAAGGACACCUUCGUUGCGUACAUAACGCCAAAGGAUGGGAAGAUCAAGUCAGUGAUACUGAUGGACAACGGAUUCGAAGUGAGUUCGGGUAUGUAUGCUACUGGACUGAGGAAUGGACUGCAAAUUAUGAAUUCAAGCAGGCAUAUUGUGAUUAAGUGCUGGACACGUAGAAAGGCCAGGGAGUGGCUGGAAUUCAUACAGAGGGCAGCGAGUAAUCAAGGAAGACCAUUCAUCCAGCCGAACCCUCACCAAUCCUUCGCCCCCUACCGUGCGCACACCGCCUCCAACUUCUUCAUCGACGGUUCCUCCUACAUGUCGGCGAUCGCCGACGCUCUAGAAUCCGCCAAAGAGGAGAUCUUCAUAGCGGACUGGUGGCUCUCCCCAGAGAUCUACAUGAAACGCCCAAUAAUCGACGGGGACUACUGGCGCCUGGACAAGAUCCUCCAACGGAAAGCCCAGGAAGGCGUCAAGAUCUUCGUAAUGAUCUACAAAGAGGUGGAGUUGGCCCUCGGCAUAAACAGUUACUACAGCAAGCAGAGGCUCGUGGAGAAGUGUCCGGAGAACAUAAAAGUCCUCCGUCACCCAGACCACGCUCGAGUGGGGGUCUUCCUCUGGGCGCACCACGAGAAAAUCGUCGUGGUGGACCAGUCAGUGGCUUUCCUAGGAGGUCUGGACCUGUGCUACGGUCGCUGGGACACCAACGAGCACCAUCUGACCGACCUGGGGUCAGUCCACCAGUCCAGCAUCUACAUCCCAACGAGAGGAAAGAUCACGAGCACCAGCAGCAAGCGAACCAUCGAGACCCCAGCGGACAGUCACGUCCUCCUCUCCCUGGCCAUCGCCACCAACACAGUAGCCAUGGCCACCACAAAAUGCCUCCCCCUUCUCCCGAUCCCCAAACGCCAGUCUCUCUCGCCCCCGCCCCAGCACAAGUUCGACCCGACCCUCCUGUCACCCCCACAAGAAAUGGAGCAUCGAAAAUGCAACACCCCAGACCCUCAGAAGAAAAACCUCUUCGACAUGGCGAAGAACACUGUCGACAGGGUCAAGCAGAACGUCAAAAUGAAACGAAAAGAAUUGAUAAAUAUGGUUUACAACCCCCAGGAGAUCGCCAGCAGCGACGAUGAGGAUGAGGUGGACAACGUAGCUAUACACGAGCCAGUGGACAUUGAGGGAGUCCUGAGGAACAAUGAGGACAUCAUGAAGGGUCUCCCUGGAGCUGCGAAACUCUGGUUGGGGAAGGAUUACACGAACUUCAUAGUCAAAGAUUUCUACGACUUAGAGAGACCCUAUCAGGAUCUCGUGGACAGGAGCACCACCCCGAGGAUGCCCUGGCACGAUGUUGGGGUGAUGGUGCAGGGGGCCAGCGCUAGAGACGUGGCGAGACACUUCAUUCAACGUUGGAAUGCUAUAAAAAUGGAAAAGUCCAAGUUGAAUGCCACUUACCCAUUUUUACUCCCAAAAUCCUACAGCAACUUUGUUAAUCCUCAGGUGUUUGGGGAUGGGAGUUUGAAGAAUGUGAAGUGCCAGGUGUUGAGGUCUGUGAGCUCCUGGUCUGCUGGCUUUUUGGAGCCUGACACCCUGGAACAGAGCAUUCACGAGGCUUAUAUCGAGGCUAUUGCCAGGGCUGAGAGGUACAUUUACAUUGAGAACCAGUUUUUCAUCACGUUGGCUACUAUGGACAGGCACACAGUGAAGAAUAGAAUUGGGGAGACUCUGCUGAAGAGGAUUCUGAGGGCUCACAGGGAGGGGACAGUGUUCAGGGUGUUCGUUGUUAUGCCACUGCUGCCGGGGUUUGAGGGCGAGGUGGGGGGGCCUUCGGGGACUGCACUUCAUGCAAUCACUCACUGGAAUUAUUCAUCGAUAUCCAGGGGGAAGGAUGCUAUUCUUAAUAAGCUGGUGGAGGCUGGGAUCGACGAUCCCAGUGAGUACAUCAGCUUUCACGGUCUCAGGACUCACUCCAGGCUCAAUGGAACUAUGGUCACUGAACUUAUUUAUGUGCACAGUAAACUGAUGAUCGUGGACGAUAAGACUGUCAUCUGUGGGUCUGCCAACAUCAAUGACAGGAGCAUGAUUGCGAGUAGGGACAGUGAAAUUGCUGUCAUCAUUCAUGACGAGGAGUUCACUGAGGGGAGGAUGAAUCAGGGGUCGUAUCCUUGUGGAAGGUUCGCUGGGGGCCUCAGGAAACAGCUGUUCAAGGAGCACCUGGGGCUCCUGUGGUCGAAGGAGAGGGUCUCUGUUGAUGAUCCUAUUAGGCACUCGUUUUGGUCUGGGGUUUGGAAGGCCAGGAGCCAGAGCAAUACUGAGAUCUAUGAGGAGGUGUUCCAUUGCAUUCCCUCCGACAAGGCUACCAACUUCUCGACACUCAAGGCUUAUCAGAAUGAAGCUGGACUCUGUCAUUCUGAUCCUACCACUGCCAGGGAAAUGCUCGGGCGGGUCAAGGGACACUUGGUCGAUCUGCCUCUCAGGUUUUUGUGCGAGGAGACACUCACACCGGCUGCUGGAACGGUCGAGGGCAUGAUGCCAACUUCUUUAUGGACUUGAUUUUAGGUUUCAGGCCCGAAUGGAUUAUCUUUCGAACGUUAUCUCGAUUGUUUUUCCAUCUUCAUAAUC